Molecule: messenger RNA, 1993 nt
Organism: Aspergillus candidus
Lineage: Eukaryota; Fungi; Ascomycota; Eurotiomycetes; Eurotiales; Aspergillaceae
Product: eukaryotic translation initiation factor 4E
Exons: 3
Coding region: 589-1596 (335 amino acids)
Biological process (GO): translational initiation
Cellular component (GO): eukaryotic translation initiation factor 4F complex; cytoplasm
Molecular function (GO): translation initiation factor activity; RNA 7-methylguanosine cap binding
Source: RefSeq, a predicted model, not a curated record
GCUGCAAGUCGGUUUUCAUCGUUAUUUUCCUGACAUACAACUGUAACAGAUCUCUCUCUCUCUCUCUUAUACAUACUCCCUCAUAUCCAUACCUAUUGACUUACCCACCCCGAUACAUACUUCCUCGUCAAGUCUUGUACCUCGCAGACUCUCCCUGUUUGCCUCUCGACUCAGGACCUGGGAUCCAUCUUCCCUUCCAUCUCUUCCCCCUCUCUCCCCUCCCCACGUCCACUACCAACUCGACCCUCCAUCCUUAACGUUCACGAUCACGAUCACGAGUCCUUCUUCUCCUCCGAAAUUUCCUAAUUUGUCGCUGGUCUAAAUUCUUCUUCUUUACUGGCCUUCUUCUCUUCUUUCUUCCUCUCUUUUUUUCUCUCUUUUUCUUUUCCUUUUUUUAUCGUCUGUUGGAUUGCCACGCUUCUUGCCCUUGAUUUUUAUUUUUAUUUUUUAUUUAUUUAAUUUUCCCCUGCAUACAGCACACUUGAAAAGUUGGUCGGUUCUUUGAGUUCUGCAAACCCGUCCGCCGCCCUCCCUCCGUUCCCUCCCUGAUGACCGCUCGCUUCCAGAGCUGUCUCAGAAGCUAUCUCGAUGGAUAACGCAAACCUUUGGACUCGUCGAUCCAACUCUUCCAAAUUGUCCCUGUCCAUGACCGGGACCGACGGUAAAGACGGUGGCGCCAGAGUCGAACUCCCCCGUUCAUCCAAGCGCUUUGGCCCGGAUAGCUCCCACGGUCGAUCCAAUCCCUUCAACGCCCUGUCCCCCCUCUCCGGCGGCGUCUCCUCCCCGUCGACAAACGCUUCCUCCGCAUUUGGCCUGGGUUCCGGCGCCUUCGCCUCCUUCGGGGCCCCCAAGACCCCCGGCGAAAAACGGGACACCCCGUCCGAGUCGGAUCUGACCGAGGCCGCAAAGCCCAAGGGCGCCGCCCCGGCCCCGGCCCGCCAGCACGCCCUCAAGUCCACCUGGGUCAUCUGGUACCGCCCACCCACCCCGAAAUACUCGGAUUACGAAAAGUCCACCAUCCCCCUCGCCUCCAUACACUCGGUCGAGAGUUUCUGGUCCGUCUACUCGCACCUCAAGAGACCCUCCCUCCUCCCCACCGUCUCCGACUACCACAUCUUCAAGAAGGGCAUCCGUCCGGUAUGGGAGGAUGAGGCCAACAAGAAGGGCGGGAAAUGGAUCGUGCGGUUGAAGAAAGGGGUGGCAGACCGGUAUUGGGAGGAUCUCCUGCUGGCCAUGGUGGGGGACCAAUUCGCCGAGGCCGGCGAUGAGGUCUGCGGUGCGGUCCUCUCGGUGCGGAGUGGGGAGGAUGUGCUGAGUGUGUGGACGCGGAUCGAUGGCGGGCGCAACAUCAAGAUCAGAGAAACGAUCAAGCGUUUGCUGGGCUUCCCGGCCGACACCAACAUCGUGUGGAAGAGCCACGACGAUAGCAUCGCCCAACGGUCCGCCAUCGACCAGGCCCGCCAGGAGAAGGCGGUUGGCAGCCACCACACCCACCAUCAGCAUCACCAUCCCCAACACGCACUGGGAUCCGAACGACGACGGGCCCCGACCCUUGACGAUUCUACUGGGGAUAAAGGCAAGGGAACGGCGUCCUGAUGUGUUUUCUUCGGAGCCGGGGUUUGGGGGGGUCGUGUAUAGUAAAAGGAAAACCAAAAAAUGUCAUUUGCAACGAAUUGGGAUUGGGGCAUUUGGGGCGAACAUUGCGUCUGAUUCGAUUGGGUUUAUGUCAUGUCAUUUUUUCUCUCUUUUUAUUUCUCUCUCUUUCCUUUAUAUUUUUUUCUCUUUCAAUUCUUUAAUAGUGGGGAGAUGAGUUGGUCGGUAAAAGCGUGGGUCAAAACAUGCACUGCUUGGUUGGUUUCCUUGGGUGAACUGUUUGGAGUAGGAACCUUGCUGGGUAGAGAACUAUCUAAUCUACAGUCCAUUGAUCAAGUGGAUUUGUGAACUGGAUCAAGUGUCUCAAGUAUUGAGGUAUCUAUACAUGAUCUAGAGUAAA